AAAAUCUUAUCCUCUCUCUUUUCUUCAGGUUAAAAUUCAAUGCUUGACCCCGAGAAGCAAACACAGGUCUUCUGUUUAUAGAAUAACUAUUCUGCUUUAAGUUAUGUUUGCUUUUUUGUAAAAAAUAUAUUUAUGUAUUUAUUCUUAUGGGAUAACACAGGAAGGGAGCAAAUUCAUUUGUGGAAGAAAUGAGUGUUUGUUCUGAUGAUGUAGACAGUAUAUCUGAUGUAUCUGACAAUACAUUCAGCAGGGCUAGUGGAUCUCCAUAUCGGGACUAUUUAGAAAAUACACAUCAUCGAAGAGAACUUAGCAGUAAGAGAAUAAGUCCACUGGCAACAUGUUCAGAUCACGAUACUGGGAGCUCCUUGUCCUUCUGGAUUGGGAAGCUCCCCCAACAAAGCAAUGUCAGUGGAUUGCAGAAGAAUAUGAAUGAGAGACAAGAUUCAACUUACUCUGAAAACAGCCUCUAUCCAUUAUAUGAUACCUCCGGAUCAAUACAUUCAUCUCCAGUAACCUCAAGUUCAGGGACACCGCUUCAAGGUAAAAUUCAAGAGUUUGGGAAAGCUUCACAUGCCAGCGAUACCACAUUGACAAGGAGUGUUGGUUCAUCUAAAGAUCUCCUGGAUGUGGGAAGAAAAUGCUACAAAGUUGAUGGUUGA
Vigna unguiculata (cowpea) is the source of this 659-nucleotide messenger RNA. RefSeq lists its product as uncharacterized. The record is from RefSeq and is a predicted model, not a curated record. Lineage: Eukaryota; Viridiplantae; Streptophyta; Magnoliopsida; Fabales; Fabaceae.